Messenger RNA from Trametes versicolor FP-101664 SS1, 1239 nucleotides. RefSeq lists its product as uncharacterized. The transcript is spliced from 2 exons. The record is from RefSeq and is a predicted model, not a curated record. The coding region runs from base 1 to 1239 and encodes 412 amino acids. NCBI's taxonomy places the organism in Eukaryota, Fungi, Basidiomycota, Agaricomycetes, Polyporales, Polyporaceae.
AUGCCUUCGCCAUCAAUCUCUUCGACCUCAUCGACCUCAUCGACCUCGUCACAAUCCAGCAGCGACACCCUACGCCCGUUUUCCACGACCAGCGAAAGCUCUACUCCUAAGCCUUCACCUCAAACCCCUCCUGACACAGACGGAGAUACUAGCGUCUCCACGCAGACACAACCUAUGUCGUUGACUAUCACUGGCGACGGUAUUUCUUUGAGCAUUAUCUCGACUACCACGCAUGCGAACCCCACCUUCACACGCACGGCUUCCAUCGCCCCGCGCCCGACCUUUACUCCCAAAGAGUUGUCAGGCGAUCCUAGCUUCACCUUUCGCCCCGAUCCUGUGGUGCCGUCGACCACGGUGACCUCGUCAAUACUCUCCACUACUUCCUCUACGUCGAGUCAAACACUUCUCACAACCAGCUAUCCCACGCCCAUUGCUAUAUCAGCCCGCCCCGAGUCGUCAUUCUUGGAGCCCAGGCCUGGAUCGAGUUCGGCGCAUACCUUUCCACCUCUCCCUUUCCGGAUUUCAAGCAGCUCCGAUUUUCCAUCCAUCUCGACAGCAAGCGAAGGUACGAGUUCAGGAAGGGAAUCCACCUUUCCCACUACCACGCAAGACCUUGGAGCCUCCCCGCCGAGUCCCUCCUCUGCUACCGUCGCAAGCCAUACUCCAGGCCAAUCUCGUUCUCUCAGUCCAAGAGCGAUUGCCGCAAUAUCGUUGUCCGCAGUCGCUGCUGUCGGGCUGUGCGCGGCGCUUUGCUACGUUUUCCGUUUACGGCGGAGAAAGCGAGAGGCUGCCGCACCCCCUGGAGAGAACUACUCUACGUAUGGAGAGAGCAUCAUCGGGCUCCGAGUCAGCAGCGACACGGCAAGCACCUCAUCCGACGCUCAAUAUGCAUCCGCCUCUUCCACCCUGGACAUUCGCGCCUCGUCCGGCACAUACAACUUUCCCCUCCCUCCCAACUACGACCAUCGGCAUGGGCCCAACAUGAGUCAGAGCGCGAGCUCUUUGACGGUUCUCAUACCCUCACGGGACGCGAAGUCACCCAACCGGAACAGCACGCUGUCCCAGGAUAGCAUUCCGCUCCCCUCCUCCACGUAUCUGGACCACAACGUCGAGGAACCUGUGGACUGGGUGGACGUCUGGAACCUCCCCCGUGCCAGUUCGGAGCUCAUGCGGCACGCCGAUCUAUCAGAGACGUCGUUGUCGGCGCAUCACGAUCCGGGCAUCGGGUCAGCCAUGUAA